GCCCCUGUGUGAUCGCCAAUCCACUCCAUUCCCUUUACUCUACACACAUUGUGAUUGGUGUAGAAGGGGUUGCUACAACCCUCCCGUUCAUCGUAACCCAUUUACUGUACAAGAGAGCUGUUCACUCUUCUGUUCACUCAGGGACCCGUGUCUCAGCAUCAGUCAUGGCUUCACACAGACAGAAGGACAGCUCAGCCGGCUACCAGCCGCUCUUCAAAUCAUUCGCUACAGACGCGAUCCACGUCGGUUCAGAGCCGGAGCAAUGGAACUCCAGGGCCGUGGUGCCUCUUAUUUCACUGUCAACAACCUUUAAACAACAAGAACCGGGGAAACAUGCGGGUUUUGAGUACAGCCGGAGUGGAAAUCCCACAAGAAACUGUCUUGAGAGAGCAGUUGCUGCUUUGGAUGGUGCACAAUACAGUCUGGCUCUUGCUUCUGGAUUGGCUGCAACUUUAACCAUCACACAUCUUUUUAAGGCUGGAGAUGGAAUUUUGUGCAUGAACGAUGUCUAUGGGGGAACUAACCGGUAUUUCAGAAAAAUAGCUGCAGAAGUGGGCUUUGAUGUCUCUUUUGCUGACCUCACAAAGACAGAGGAGAUAAAAGCAGCUCUAAGACCAAAUACAAAGUUGGUAUGGAUUGAAACACCCACAAACCCUACGAUGAAGGUUGUGGACAUCCAGGGCUGUGCAGAUAUUGUCCAUGAGCACAACAAGGACAUAAUUGUUGUUGUGGACAACACUUUCAUGUCAGCCUACUUCCAGCGCCCCCUUGCACUUGGAGCAGACAUCUGCAUGUACUCUGCAACAAAAUACAUGAAUGGUCACAGUGAUGUUGUGAUGGGACUGAUUUCUCUCAACCGUGAUGAUCUCUAUGAACGACUGAAGUUUUUGCAGAAUGCUCUAGGGGCUGUGCCUUCUCCAUUUGACUGUUAUAUGUGCAAUCGGGGUCUGAAGACUCUCCACCUGAGAAUGAAGCAGCACUUUAAGAACGCAAUGGCCACGGCACGGUUUCUGGAGGCCGAUCCAAGAGUGGAUAGAGUCAUCUUCCCAGGUCUUCCAUCUCACCCUCAGCAUGAGCUGACACAGAGACAGUGCACAGGCUGUCCUGGAAUGAUCACUUUCUAUAUCAAAGGAAAACUGGAGCACGCCUCAACCUUUCUCAGCAAUCUAAAGUUGUUUGCGCUUGCUGAAAGUCUUGGUGGUUAUGAGAGUCUAGCAGAGCACCCAGCGAGUAUGACUCAUGCUUCAGUGUCUGAGGAUGAGAGGAAAGAGUUGGGCAUCAGUGAUACGCUCGUUCGUUUGUCUGUGGGUCUGGAGGAAGAGGAAGAUAUCAUUGCAGAUCUAGACCAAGCCCUCGCUGCUGCACAUCCAAAAAAGUAAGCAGCUGAUCAAGCUCAAUCAAGAACAGUGGUGCCACAUCUGGACGAGACAAAGACACUCUUUUGAGGCACAUUUCUGAUUUACCUAGUAUAUGACAGUUAUGCUUUGAAAAACUUUAGUUGCAUUUGUCAGGGAACGAACAUCCUCAAGAAACUCAUUUGCCAUAUUCUAAGAACAGGAGAUUUGCUGCUUUGUUUCUACUUUUUGUAAUUCCAGUUUGAUGAGGUAUCUGGUUUCUAAACGGGCUCCACUUUUAAAACGUUUAAUACAGGGAAAAGCCAGGACUGCAAGGGAAAUCCGAUAUCAAGCAAAUCAAGAUUUUUUGUGAUUCAAGAUAAUUCGGCAAGAAAGACAAACAGCACAAGUUUACACAAUCAGUCUUUAUUUUCUGCAUCAAAGACAAUGCUUAGUCACCUCAUAGUGCUCUAUAUCACUCUUUGACCAGUUUGUAUUUUAAAUACUAGAUAUUGGUUAGAGGCUUGCGCAUUUUCAAUUCUUAAAGGAUCACAUCUGAUCUUUGUCUGCGCUACCAGACCCAUUAAAAGCCAUUUGUAAUCUCUG
This is a messenger RNA of Carassius auratus (goldfish), 1940 nucleotides long. Its product is annotated as cystathionine gamma-lyase-like. The record is from RefSeq and is a predicted model, not a curated record. The transcript has 12 exons. Gene Ontology annotation, biological process: transsulfuration. Gene Ontology annotation, cellular component: cytoplasm. NCBI's taxonomy places the organism in Eukaryota, Metazoa, Chordata, Actinopteri, Cypriniformes, Cyprinidae. The coding region runs from base 165 to 1379 and encodes 404 amino acids. Gene Ontology annotation, molecular function: cystathionine gamma-lyase activity; pyridoxal phosphate binding.